CUUAAAUAGGAGGAUAAGGAAUGCAGGUCCCUAGAUUCAGGGAAUUCUUCCGGUGUACUUUACUGCUUCCAAGAAUGUGCAGAUGUCCUAAUGGAUGCGAUCGAUCGAAUGAAAUCAGUUUGCUUGUCCACGUUAUGGUCCCAGUUGAUAGACAUGGAGGAGUUAUAGAGUGGACAAGGAAAUCUUGGCCUGUUGUUCCAUAUGGGGCUGUGGCCCUGCAGGGGGGAUUGGUGGAAUUUGUGUGCUAUGGAUGGCUUUUUGUGUGUGGAUGGCGUCAAGGUGUGAAAUCGAAUCACUUAUCUGCUCCGACCGAUACAAUCGACAAUCACACAAUCCAAUCUCGUGGAUCGAUCUUGAUAUUUUUCGUACGACCCUGUUUUAGAAAUGGAACAUAUGUCCGCAGAAGUUCGAAAUACAGAUGAAUUGGAUCUAACCGGAAUAUAUGGAUGACACUGAUACUCAAACCGGCAUCAAUAAGGUAUCGUGUUGAGAUCCUCGAAAAAUUGCGAGGCUCCAAAAUGCAAAACAAAGUGAAAUUGAGGCCCAAUAAUAUAAAUAGGCCCAAAAUAUUUUUCCCGGGGAAUCGUAUCUAUGGCCGCCGACCGUUUUAUUUGUUUAUUACGAAGAUCUCUGUUUGUCGGAGAGUCAUAUGCUGUUCUCGGUGACGAUUCAUAGACGACUAAAGAGCGCGAUAAAGACAAUACACGGAGCAAUGCCCGGAGGGUCAAUUUCUUUGAGGAGAUCUGUCUCGACUCUAUCCCAUCUCUGCGAGAGAAUAAAACAAACAGAAAAGGAAAUAGCUCAAAUGUUCCAGUUACCACGCCUCCAAGAGGAUACAGGUAAUUCUCCCAGAAACUUAAAAUUCUAUAGAAAAGACCCCUCAGUUCGAGUUUUGGAUGAAAGAUUUAUUAGGAUCUUGAAGAUAUUCAAGUGGGGGCCUGAUGCUGAAAAAGCUCUGGAAGUCCUCAAGUUAAGAGUGGACCAUCGGCUGGUCCGCGAAGUUCUUGCAGUAGAUGUUGAGAUUGGGCUGAAGAUUCAAUUCUUCAAGUGGGUUGGAAAAAGAAGGAACUUUUCUCAUGACUUCACUACUUACAUGGCUUUAAUCCACUCUUUGGAUGAGGCUAAAUUGUUUGGAGAGAUGUGGAAGACAAUUCAGGAAAUGGUUCGAACUCUCCCAGCUAUCAGUUCAUCAGAAUUAUCUGAAAUUAUCAGAGUAUUAGGCAGGGCUAAGAUGGUAAAUAAGGCCCUAGCAAUUUUCUACCUAGUUAAGGGCCGGAAGUGUAAACCCACUGCAGGCACAUACAAUUCUGUUAUACUGAUGCUCAUGCAAGAAGGUCAUCAUGAAAAGGUCCACGAGCUCUAUAAUGAGAUGUGUAAUGAAAGCAAUUGUUUCCCUGAUACACUAACUUAUAAUGCGCUUAUCUCGGCAUUUGCGAAGCUGGGUCGUGAUGAUUCUGCUAUUAGGCUGUUUGAUGAGAUGAAGGUGAACGGUUUAGAGCCUACAGCAAAGAUAUAUACAACACUGUUGUCGAUCUAUUUCAAGUUAGGUGAAGUUGAAAAAGCUCUGAGUUUACUCCGACAGAUGAGGGAGAAGGGAUGUGUUCCAACUGUUUUCACGUACACAGAAUUGAUUAAGGGGCUAGGAAAGGCUGGUAAGGUUGACGAGGCCUAUGAUGUGUAUUCUAACAUGAGAAGAGAAGGAUGUAAAGCUGAUGUGGUCCUCAUGAACAAUCUGAUUAACAUUUUGGGAAGGGCAGGACGUUUGGAUGAUGCUAUGAAGAUCUUUAAUGGGAUGGAGCACAUGCAAAUUACUCCAAAUGUUGUGACAUACAACACAAUUAUUAAAUCCUUGUUCGAAUCGAAAGCUCCAGCUUCUAAAGCCGCUUUAUGGUUCGAGAGAAUGAAGGAGAAAGGAGUGGCCCCAAGUUCGUUUACUUAUUCGAUCCUCAUCGAUGGUUUCUGCAGGACUAACAGAGUUGAGAAGGCUCUGUUACUUCUUGAAGAGAUGGAUGAGAAAGGUUUUCCCCCGACCCCAGCUGCAUAUUGCAGCAUCAUCAACAGUCUUGCGAAAGCAAAAAGAUAUGAUGCUGCUAAUGAAUUAUUCCUAGAAUUGAGAGAGAACUGUGGGCAGUUGAGCUCGAGAGUAUAUGCUAUCAUGAUCAAACAUAAUGGAAAGUGUGGGCGUCUCAGUGAGGCAGUUGAUCUUUUUAAUGAGAUGAAGCAGAUGGGAUGCAAACCUGAUGUUUAUGCUCAUAAUGCCCUCAUGUCAGGUAUGGUCAGGGCUGGGAUGGUAAAUGAAGCUUACUCGUUGCUUCACACCAUGGAAGAAAAUGGCUGCUCCCCGGACUUAAAUUCACACAAUAUCAUUUUAAAUGGCCUUGCAAGAUCAGGUGGACCCACUAGAGCUAUGGAGAUGUUCACAAGGAUGAAAAGGAGUUCAAAAAUUAAGCCUGAUUCAGUGUCUUACAAUACCGUGCUUGGGUGUCUCAGUCGUGCUGGGAUGUUCGAGGAGGCAGCUAGGCUUAUGAAGGAGAUGAAAAGUGAAGGCUUUGAGUAUGAUCUCAUCACUUACUCCUCAAUACUAGAGGCUGUUGGAAAGGUUGAUGAAGAACGGAGUGUUUCUGCUUUCUGAGGAAUACGGCACGUUCACUUCAUGCCAGACGGGGCUAGCUUGAAAGUGGAAGUCUCCACUUUGGCAGAUGCAAUGAAGCUUUAACUGCAGGUCUUGGGGUGGGGGAAAUUCUUUUUUUCUACCCUGGCCUUUCGUCUCACCAUGGAGGAAGUGAGAACUGCCAAGAAUCCUACUUCAGAGUCUUCACCACUGAUAUGCCUUGAUCGUUGGCACCUAUAUCCUGAUUGAGAACUCAUAGAAGUUUUAAGUAAAAAUGAAAGAGCUGCUGCAUAUGCUUGCAAGAUCGACUGAAAUUGGAUUUUACAAAUCCAGAUCUUGGAAGAGCAUGAUCUCAGACGUCCCAGUUGUACUGUGAACACAAGGAGGUGAGAUGCUAGUUAAUUCAACAGAAGAACUGAUGAUGAUGCUUGGAGCGGAAGUUUCUAAUCCGAUCCACGAAAGACACAGCAGUGGGCAGAGUAACUAUCGAUUGUGCUACAGGCUUUACUCUAUAAGAAUUUUGAUUUUGCCUUUCUUGAACUGUAGAUGCAUUCGAUUUUCCAGUUUCCGUAAAGAAAAUUUCUGAUUAAUUGC
Molecule: messenger RNA, 3205 nt
Organism: Punica granatum (pomegranate)
Lineage: Eukaryota; Viridiplantae; Streptophyta; Magnoliopsida; Myrtales; Lythraceae
Source: RefSeq, a predicted model, not a curated record